CUACAGCCGGAGCCAGUAGGCUUGAAGGGGCGGGUCUAAUGACAUGUAUCAGGAAGGAGCGAGAGAAACAAAGCAGGAACGUUGAGGUCUAUGAAUAAAUGUAAUCUAGUCUAGUGCAUUGAUAAGAUGUGUGUAUCUCAGUGUGUACCUUACCAAAGAAAACGUUAAUCAGAAGAAGUAACCGAAUAGAUAGCCCUCGCUGACUGGAGAUGUGCUGCUAGUUUUUGUAAAGGCAUCGGCUCUCCGGGAUACAAAAGACGUUUUAACGAUGAAACCCGAUCAAGAUGAAGACGUUUCAAAACAGAAAUGUUUUCCGAUAACAAAGCCGCUCGCAGACCAGCCAUCUGAUGAAGAGAAAGAGGACUCUGUACACGUGAAAGAAGAGACCCGUGAUCUUGAAUCGGCCACUAUAAAAGAGGAAGCCUUCGAUCUUCAGUUGGUCCAGAUUAAAGAGGAGAUCGUCGAUCCAGAAUUGGAAUCUGUCCACUUCAAAGUGGAGGUCCCUGGAUUACAGUUUGAUCAAAUGGCACAGGAUGUCAGUGAGCUUGGAGCGGUCUGUGUUCUAGAUGAUCCUGAACUUGAGUCUGUCAAGACAAAAGUGGAAGACUGUGAUGUAGAAACAGUGGAAAUGAAUCACUUGGCCAGCAUAGACAACAAGAUACCAUGUGAUGAGGACCAAGACAAUGAAUCCUAUCCCUGUCCUCACUGUGAAAUCUAUUUUACUGGGGAGCACUACCUUGAGAAUCACAUCCAGGGCACACACCAAGCCAGCAUUUACUCAGAGGAGACUCUGUAUUGCUGUAUUGAAUGUGGGAAGAGUUUCAAUUCCUUGGAUACCCUUACAAAUCACCAGCGAAUUCACACAAAGAAAACGAUGCUUCAGUGUAACUACUGUGGGAAAAGUUUUAAAAAAUCAGGAGACCUUAAAAAACACCAGCGAACCCACACAGGAGAGACGCCGUAUCACUGCGCCGAGUGUGGGAAGAGUUUCAGUCAGCUGGCUCACCUCAAAGCCCAUCAGCGAAUUCACACAGGAGAGACUCCUUACCCUUGCACUGAAUGCGGGAAGUGUUUCCGGGAAUCGGGACAGCUCAAAACGCACCAGCGCAUUCACACAGGAGAGAAUCCCUAUCACUGUGCUGAGUGUGGCAAGAAUUUCCGCGAGUCGGGAACGUUGAAAAAACACCAGCGCAUUCACACGGGAGAGACACCGUAUCACUGCCCGGAAUGCGGAAGGGGAUUUCGGUUUUCGGGAGAUCUUAAAACUCACCAGCGCAUUCACACGGGAGAGAAACCGUAUCGCUGCACUGAGUGUGAGAAGUGUUUCCGUCAGUCUGGAGACCUGAAGAAACACCUGCGAACUCACACAGGAGAGAAGCUGUUUCACUGCACUGUGUGCGGGAAGGGCUUUGCACAGGUGGGAAACUUGAAGAAACAUCAGCGAACGCACAGAUGAGCCCCUUUGUGACUGGAAUUGAGGGAUAGAACACUGUGCUUUGUAUAAAAUACUUUUAUAAGAGGGAAUAACAGGAACAUUUAACAGAAGUCCACCUAGAAGUUUUUUUUUGUAUGGUCCUUUUAUCAAGUGGACCACAACUUCUUCUUGUAUAGUACUGUAAAUUUCUGAACAUCUUCGGCCCCACGUUUUGACUUUGCACUUGUCUUCAGUCAUGGGGGCUGUGCUAGCGUGAUGUUCUUAUUACACAAGCACAUGGGCUCAUACACCAAUAUAGUAAAGGAGCACACCUUUUCACUGAAUGCUGCUUGUCCUCAAACAUAAGCUUGUGUGCCUGCUUCUGCUAUUAUAUUGUAAACUGCAGGUAGAGUUGCUACAGUGAUGUGCUCCUCAUAGAUUUGUGUGGCACUGAUUCCACAAGACACUUAACGUUGUAUUGUAGCCCGUUUUCCGUCUAUUAGGCUGGCAGAGGAUGAAGAUCAAUUGGAAUGAGAUCCGUGGAUUUCCUUAAAUCCUAUCUGGUGGACAUUCUGCAUUGUUGGGUGGACUUGAUCAGCCACAAGGGUCAGGUACAUGUGGGACAGUAUUUGAAUAUCCACGCCCUAGUUUAACUAAUCUAAUCUCUGUUUUUGUGUUGUUUUUCGCAUGAGCACAGUUCCACAACCAUAUAGAAUAGACAUUUUUGGAAUUGCCAUUAAAAGAUAAUUGUGUUUUAUUUAGGAGCAUGUACGCAUGGGUGUGUGGAAUGUGUUGCAUAUGAUUCUCUCUUUAAAUCCCUUAAAACAGGUACAGUAUUGGUCCACCUAUACAAUGUCAAUUAGAUCAAUAUGGAUAUGUUUGAUUAUUUUGAGAAUCGACUGUCCGGUUGCAUUGAAACUGUAUGGACAUGUUCUUGAGCUUAUUGGAAUCACUGUGAUUUAUGAAUUAAAUGUCUGGUUUCUGAUGAACUAAUAGUCAAUUUAAAGCAACUUGUUUAUAUUAAUACCAGUUGUACUGAGUGAUGCUGUUUGCCUUAUCUGCAGUCCGUUACAUUUGAUUUAAAAAAAAAAAAAAACACCUUGCCAUGCUUCAGCCUGCUUGUACAUGAUGAUAAAAUUGUGCAAAUAAAACCGUUUUGAUGUUGCUGA
Molecule: messenger RNA, 2583 nt
Organism: Acipenser ruthenus (sterlet)
Lineage: Eukaryota; Metazoa; Chordata; Actinopteri; Acipenseriformes; Acipenseridae
Product: zinc finger protein 501-like
Exons: 3
Coding region: 269-1456 (395 amino acids)
Biological process (GO): regulation of DNA-templated transcription
Molecular function (GO): DNA-binding transcription factor activity, RNA polymerase II-specific; RNA polymerase II cis-regulatory region sequence-specific DNA binding
Source: RefSeq, a predicted model, not a curated record